Molecule: messenger RNA, 1850 nt
Organism: Manduca sexta (tobacco hornworm)
Lineage: Eukaryota; Metazoa; Arthropoda; Insecta; Lepidoptera; Sphingidae
Product: mitochondrial glycine transporter
Exons: 7
Coding region: 656-1537 (293 amino acids)
Biological process (GO): glycine import into mitochondrion
Cellular component (GO): mitochondrion; mitochondrial inner membrane
Molecular function (GO): glycine transmembrane transporter activity
Source: RefSeq, a predicted model, not a curated record
CGCACUGUUUGUUUUGGAUGAAAAAUUCACUACUGUUAUCUACUACUUGUGCAUUACUUUAUCAAAGAUAACGUUGAACUGUUUCGAUUCGUCACGUUGUACUUAAUUCAUAGCUAAACAUGUGAUUGCGCAGAUGCGGUUUGGCGCCAUACAGUGUUAAGAUGUUCGAUAAGUUACGACACAAAUUUGCAGAAAAAUACUUAUUAUUCUAUGAAUAUUUCAAAUAUAAUGUCGCAAUCUAUGGAGGCAUUCUCAAACGGGUGGGCGAUUGAUACCACGGCGCCCGUUGACCUCAAGAAUUCUAAAGAUAACGAUUGCAUAUUGUGUUUUACUGGGCAGCGUCUGCCUGCUGCGAGUGCUCACGACUCUCGUGGACUUUAAGUUUUCUACAAUUCGUGCUGGUAGCAGCAUACAUGCAUUAUUCGAACGAGUUCAUGCAAAAAAUGACCAUUGGUUUAAUGUUCCGGAUCAACCCAAUCUACUACUCGGACUAUUCGGAUACGAUUUAGGAUUAUACUUGAAACUAUUUCAACCUAAACUUGCUCUCUGCCAUUGGCUCUACAAUUUCGAGUACUAUAAAUUUGGCGUAUACCCCAAAGACAUAACUUGACGACGAAUUUGGUGUCAAUCAAGAAAUAACUGAUAUUUCAUCAGAAUGGAUAUUGUGGCAAAUUAUCAUCCAGUUCUUAAGGCGUUCCUUGCGGGAUCUUUCUCCGGGACGUUCAGCACCAUACUCUUCCAGCCUUUAGACUUGGUGAAGACCCGGCUUCAGAACCCGAGUCACCAUGUUGUUGCGACGAGUGUCAGCAGCCGAAUUCAACCCGGUAUGAUCACGAUCUUCGCCAACAUAGUUCGCCAAGAGCAUAUAGCUGGACUAUGGCGUGGGAUGGUACCUUCGAUAGCCAGGUGUGUUCCUGGAGUGGGACUCUACUUCUCCUCACUGCACUGGCUGAAGGCUAAACUGGGAAAGACCAAGGGAGACUUGGGACCGAUAGAAGCGAUCAUGUUGGGAGUACUUGCGAGGACCAUGAGCGGCGUUGUCCUCAUACCGAUGACUGUGAUAAAGACCAGAUACGAGUCUGGAGUGUAUAAAUACAAUAGUUUAGGCGGGGCCCUGAAGGCUAUAUACAAAGCUGAAGGCAUCCGCGGCUUGUCCUGUGGACUGGGGCCAACCCUAGCUAGGGAUGCGCCUUUCUCCGGGCUGUAUCUUAUGUUCUACACGCAAACGAAACAAGCCGUUCCUAAAGAAUGGAUGCAAGCUCCUAGUGCGGCGAGUGCGGUACAUUUCACCAGUGGUAUCAUCGCCGGGAUAUUGGCUUCGCUGGCGACGAACCCGGCAGACGUGCUCAAAACUAAAAUGCAACUUUACCCGGACAAGUUCCCGAACGCUUUCAGCGCGGCCAUAUAUGUACAUCAGACAUAUGGAAUACGGGGCUACUUCAAGGGCGCGGUACCAAGGAUGCUUCGCAGAACACUAAUGGCGGCUAUGGCGUGGACUGUUUUUGAAGAAAUCACUCGAACUAUUGGCUUAAAAUGAAAUUGUAUUUAUAUUUAACUGAAAAUCUGCCUUAGUUGUAUGACCACUGUAAGUGGAGAUGCGGUGCUGUAAGCUUUGGUACAAAGUUCCUGUUUUGUUUGUUUUGAAAAAUAGACGCUUUAUUAUAGAUCUUUGUUCAUAUAUUUCAUAGGUUAAUGUGUAUUCUUUUAUAGGUUUUUUUUUUUAUGUAUAGCCAAUAGAUUGGGAACUUGAUAUUAUACUUAAAUAAGUGGAAUAUUUUUUCUAGAAUAGAAUAUACAAGCUUAUUGUUACCGAUAGUAAUAUUAUUAUAAAUAAAAAUUUUGUAGUAAUA